AUGGGUAGGGUUGGACAAACACUCUCAUACUGGGUUAAAUACUGUUUGAUUGCUCUUGCAUCUUAUGCUUUUUGGCGCGGCAUCCAUCGGUCUGGCAUGGCUGUGGUUCAGAUGGCGCAUAAACUACGUUUGGGUGAAUCAGCAUAUCGUAGCGAGUGGCUAUGGACAGAGUGA
Molecule: messenger RNA, 174 nt
Organism: Colletotrichum truncatum
Lineage: Eukaryota; Fungi; Ascomycota; Sordariomycetes; Glomerellales; Glomerellaceae
Source: RefSeq, a predicted model, not a curated record